CCCCCCCCUCUUUAUCUCUCUCUCUCUCUCUCUCUGUCUCUCUCUCUCUCUUUCUCUCUCUCUCUCUCUCCCUCUCACACACACUCUCUCCAACUGAGUACACAGUGUAUGACAGUAGUGUCUGCUCUCGACUGAUGAGGAUUUGAAGUCGACACGUCACAAAUAAGGAAAAGGGCUAGAGGGCGGGAGGGGUGCGGAGCAGAAGAGGAGAGCAAGCCAUGUACAGAGAGCCGGAGAGAGAGGGGCGCAUAUUGACUCAAAGCCGAUCUUCAUGCUCUUCAGUGUGUGUGAGAGAGAGGCAUGCGUGAGAGCAGUUAAGAUGGGGUGCUGGCACAGAUGAAGACUGCCCUGGUCCCGUUCAGCAGCCCACAUGAGCGUCUCCAAACCACCGCCACCCCCUUCCGCCUCCCACCUCACCAUCCCUCCUUCCUCUACUUCCACACCCUCUUCAUCCGCCUCCUCCCCCUCGGCCCCACCGCCGCCCUCACCUGUCAAGAUUUCUAUGCAGGAGCACUUUGCCAUCAACGUGUGCCCGGGCCCCAUCCUCCCUAUCCCGCAGAUCUCAGACUUCUUCCCGCGUUUCCACGACUACCCAUGCACGCCGCCACCUCCACGGGAGAAGAAGAUCCUGAAGGAGGAGACUUUCAACGGGGAGAUGGGCGGAGGCUUCAAAGAUGGCGAGAGGCGGGGGGACAACAGUGGGGACAGGGAGGAAGUAGCUGACUCCGAUGAUGAUGACACCUAUUUGGGGAUGUUGGAGUUCACCCUGCUCUUUGAUCAGGAGAAUAACUGUCUUCAUUGCACCAUUCACAAGGCGAAGGGACUGAAAGCCAUGGACUCCAAUGGGCUGGCUGAUCCAUAUGUCAAGCUUCAUCUUCUCCCCGGGGCAAGCAAGGCAAACAAACUCCGCACAAAGACUCUGAAGAACACACUGAACCCAGUGUGGAAUGAGACACUGGUGUAUCACGGAAUCACAGCGGCUGACAUGACCACCAAAACACUCAGGCUGUGUGUAUGUGACAUGGACAGACUUGGGCGAAAUGAAUUCAUCGGUGAGGUGAGGGUGGCCCUGAAGAAGCUCAGGGAGGGUGACAACAAACGUUACAAUAUGGGCUUGGAGAGAAUUGCACAGAACAAAGAAUCAAACAAUCAAGCCGUGGAACAGGGAGCGCUCGUGGCAGAGGAGGAGCGCGGACGCAUCCUGGUGUCUCUGUGCUACAACACGGAGAAGGGCUGCCUGCUGGUUGGGAUCAUACGCUGCGCCCAUCUGGCCGCCAUGGACUCCAAUGGCUACUCUGACCCCUUUGUCAAAAUCAUCUUGCAGCCAGACAUGGGGAAAAAGUCCAAGUAUAAGACGUCAGUGAAAAAAAAGACUCUCAACCCCGAAUUCAACGAGGAGUUUUCCUAUGAGGUAACGUUGGACUUGCUGGCUAAGAAAACCCUUGAGAUCUCAGUGUGGGACUACGACUUGGGAAUGAGCAACGACUUCAUAGGUGGCGUGGAGCUGGGCAUCAACGCGAGCGGACAGAGACUCAGACACUGGUUCGAGUGUCUCAAAAACAAAGGGAAAAAAGUGGAGUACUGGCAUACGCUCACGCAGCAAGGAGCCCCGAGCAGCGACAAAACGGACUAAAUCACACCAGACACACAGUAAACACACAUGCACAUCCCCCUGAAAGAUAAGAGAAAAGAACAAAACUGCAAUAAUAAUAAUAAUCAUGUAAUAGUGAUGAAGAUGAAAUCCAUCAUUUAAUGCCAACAGCAUCGAUUAUUUGUAAAUGAUCUUCAUUCUGACAUCAGUGAUGUUAAAAAGGUGUGGUGUUUAUUUUUUUAAGGUAAACCAAAUUGCCCUCAUAAGUGUUACAAAGAGAUACACACACAAUGUUGUCAUUUAGACCUUGUGGAAGUCGCUCGAAUGUCCUUGUUCAAAUGUUCAACUAAUGAAGAGAUGAUUAGAAUUCACUGCAUGAACGAGGCCGGCAACGUUGUGAGGCCAUGUGACUCUUUGGGCCUGAUUUACCAAGAUCCCAAAUAGGGAGGCGCUAAGGCACGAGUGCACCGCAGAACGCGACGUGUGCUAAGGCACUUGUGCACCAACUUAACAGAAAGCGACAUGCUUUUGGCAACAAAUGUAAAAGUAGUGCAUUUAAAGGUUUUUCUGCUUGAGUUUGUACAGAUGGUUUUCACCAUGGAACAUUUUGAAGGGGGAGAAUAAUUUCAUCACGUGUUUGCGGUGCUCUUCACAGGAAGCGCAUCAAAGUGUAGUUUGAUUUAACGCAUGCUGAGUACAUGGCAAUUGAAUAUUCAAUUACCAUCCCGUGUAAUCGUGUGUAUGAAGCUUGAGCCAGCACUCCUGCAACUUGCCCUGAGAGAUAUCAGCACCAGUGGUCACACUGUGCCGAAAUGACAUAAGUGAUAUGGCAUGACUCCUUCUUGUGACUGGCUCCCUACAUGAUGGUUUCAAAAUUCCAGUACCGAAGAGACAAUAUGUCAGGAUAAUUUUAUUUUAAAAAUGUUUACACGAGUGGAAAUCGCAAUUCAUCUCAGGUUUAUUAAGUCAUGUAUUGCAUAUACUCCUCUGACAAGCGAAAUGACUGUAUGGCAAUGUUGUGAAUUUGGCGUCAUUGGCGUGCCCGUCAGAUGAUCGAUCGGCUUCCACAUCUGUUUGCGUGACCAGUCAUGUUUAUGCCCUUUUCACACACGCAAAUCUUUAGUAAAUCAGGCCCACGGUGUCAAUACACCAUCGCUAUGCUGGCUUAUAUCGUAACGCGGCAUCGUUACUUUUAUGAUACAAAGCACAAAAGUAUCCAUAUGGUGGAUUUGUUCCUUUAACAUGUCCGUGUUUUGAACGAUUUGUCUUUCAUUGUCUUUGUGAUCGUCAUCUGUAUGUGUGAAGCAGGCAGUGAGAAUUUGAGUGCCUCAAUUUUGUUUUUGCAGCAUCUCUUUUCACGUCGUGCCCCGUUGCGAAUAUCACAACUGAACUUCAAGAAGCACACUGUGUGGGUCGAUGUAUGCGUGUGAUCGUGUGUGUGCGCGCGUAUGCGUGUUUGACACAAAAACAACAAGGGCAAGUAAGCAGUGCACAAGAAGAGAGAAAAGCUCUGCUUCCUCCAGUGGUCGUAGCGAGCGAUGUGCAUUCGGUCCUGGAUGGAAAGCGCACUGACAAACUGUCAAUCACGUGUCAUCUCAUCCACUCCCAAUCAUAGAACAGUUUUUGAGACACCUGCACAAUCUAAUGAGAUCCAAUACAAGACAAGCAUGAAAAAGUGUUCUUCACAUAUGAGUGAUACUGCCAGCGAGGUAAUCGCCAUCCAUCCAAUACUUGUAAAUACGCGUUUGUUGGUAACUACAUCACUCCGAGAGGUGCAGUUAUUUUUCCCUCUAACGACACCACAUCAGCUGAGCACCAUUUUGAUCCAGCUCUUGUAUCGGCUCUCUUUUGAUUUUGUGCCUAAUGAAGUGUCCACUGAGUGUUUAUGCCUUCGUUCGUUCACUGUGCUGCAUACUCAUCGGUGUACAGAAAGAUUGAUGUUACAGCGGUGAGCUUCUCAUUGUUACUUCGAGUGUACAAUAUCAAUCAAUAAACAAUGCAACUUUUA
This is a messenger RNA of Hippocampus zosterae (dwarf seahorse), 3599 nucleotides long. RefSeq names its product double C2-like domains, delta (gene doc2g). The transcript has 11 exons. Lineage: Eukaryota; Metazoa; Chordata; Actinopteri; Syngnathiformes; Syngnathidae. Gene Ontology annotation, cellular component: membrane. The record is from RefSeq and is a predicted model, not a curated record. Bases 371 to 1633 code for a protein of 420 amino acids.